Molecule: messenger RNA, 870 nt
Organism: Varanus komodoensis (Komodo dragon)
Lineage: Eukaryota; Metazoa; Chordata; Lepidosauria; Squamata; Varanidae
Gene: HOXD8
Product: homeobox D8
Exons: 2
Coding region: 1-870 (289 amino acids)
Biological process (GO): regulation of transcription by RNA polymerase II
Cellular component (GO): nucleus
Molecular function (GO): DNA-binding transcription factor activity, RNA polymerase II-specific; RNA polymerase II transcription regulatory region sequence-specific DNA binding
Source: RefSeq, a predicted model, not a curated record
AUGAGCUCCUACUUCGUCAACCCGCUCUACUCCAAGUACAAGGCGGCGGCGGCGGCGGCGGCGGCAGGAGGGGGCGAGCCGCCCAUCAAUCCCGCUUACUACGACUGUCACUUUGCGCCCGCCGCCGCCGCCGCCGCCGCCCUGCUCUACGGGAACAGCGCUGCGGCCGCCGCCGCCGCCGCCGCCGCCGCCGCCUCAGGCUUCCCGCCGCCGCCGCCGCCGCCGCCGCCGCCAGCUCCGGGGUCCGGGUCCGGAGGCAGCGGCCCCGAGUACUUCCAUCAGCACCACCAGCACCACCUGGCCGGGGGCAGCCCGUCCGCCUACCAGCCGCCGCCGCCGCCUCCCUUGGCCUCGCAGGCCCCUUGCGCCGGCCUGCCUUGCCCCGGGGAGCCGGCCAAGUUUUACGGAUACGAUAACUUACAGAGACAGCCGCUUUUUACGACACACCAAGAGGCCGAGCUGGUCCAGUAUCCUGACUGUAAAUCGUCCAGCGCUCAUAUUGGCGACGAACCAGAGCACUUAAAUCAGGGCGCGUCUCCUUCUCCUAUGUUUCCCUGGAUGAGACCACAAGCAGCUCCGGGUAGGCGGAGAGGAAGACAAACAUACAGCCGCUUCCAGACUCUCGAGCUGGAAAAAGAGUUCCUUUUUAACCCCUACCUGACCAGGAAAAGAAGGAUCGAGGUCUCCCAUGCGCUAGGACUCACCGAGAGGCAGGUAAAGAUCUGGUUUCAGAACAGGAGGAUGAAAUGGAAAAAAGAGAACAACAAGGACAAAUUCCCCGCCGUCAAGCCAGAGGGAAAGGACGGAGGGGAAGACAAAAAGGAAAGCCACGGGGACCUGGAAGGCAGAGCGGACGGCCCGCUCAACUGA